UGUCGUUGCGUCGGGUAGUUGUUGGAAGAAGCACAGCGAAGAAGAACAGUUGGUGAUAGUAGGUGUACAUACAACAUACCCGCGGACUCAAUAGGGCAAAUACACAAAACAACAACACAGUACUGUAACAACACCGAGGAGAGUGGGUUGUUGUAAUUGCGAAUUGCAGUGUGGCUGUGUGUCUCUGCCUAAAUGAUUAUUAUAAAUAAUUACAAGUUUUGCGAGUUGGAAGAGAACAUCGCUGAAGCCGGGAUUUCGUACCGAGUAAUAGAACCUGUGAGGGCUUAGUGCAAACAAGACGGGUCUAGUGAGUGAGAAGAAACCGAAGAAGCAGAGAGAGAGAGCGAGCGCGCGGGGGAAAACAUCAAGCAAUAAAAAAUUACUAUUGUUUGGAUGGAUUUAUAAUUUUUAUUGUUUGCGUAAUAAAAGUAAAUACAUCGCGAGUGCUGUGGCGAGGGAAGCGCGAGGGUGAGCCCGUACAGCAUGGUGAAGAGCGCUUAGCCCGAAUAGAGGGAAGAACUUCAAGGCGAAGUAUAAAUAUUUUCACGUUUUUUUUUUUUGUUUUCCGACCCAAGAGGGAGCCCUGAGAAGAGCACUGGAGGAGAACAAGAAGAAGAGAAGCGCCGAAACCUUUUAGUGGAAGUAAUGAAAAUUUUGGUAAUUAUAAUUACCAAAAAUGAGAAAGAGCAAUUAAACUGUGUUAGGAAAUAUGAAAAUAAAAUGUGAGUGAAGAGCGGUGUACCUCGGGAAACAGUCUGGCUAAGCCUAAGCUAGAGAAACAGCGAGCGAGGAGGUGCAAAAAGAAGGAAAGAAUCAUUAAAAUACGAUUAAGUGACCAAAAAACUUGGGAAGUGCGCAAUGUUUUUUGGCGUUUUCGUAUAAAACAAAAAUAAAAGAAAUACAUGAAUAUGGAGCUAAACUGUGUAACAUUAUUGCUCGAGCGUUUGAAUGGUAAAUGGUAGGUAAAUAGCCAGCACCGGAAGAUCGUCGAGGGAGAAGCCGAAAUUGCUUCGACACGAGUGCUCACCGAGUGACGCGGCAAGUGUAUGCGAGACUAGACACGUAGUGCAAAAAACAUAAGAACAACUGAUGACAUUUGUGCACCAAAAUCGUCACCUCGGAUCGGUUAAGGCACAUGGUGCGAAAAUAAGCAUAUCGUGAACAAAAGUCUCCAACCAGAAGAGGAUCCAUAACAGACGGGUGUCUGUGUUAGAGAAGAACCUCGUGCGAGUCACCUGAUAAAAACCCGAGUGCUACGUAGGCAAACAGGAAGUAGACGAAAUCCUCCACACCGGUGAGCUUGCAUGUGUUAGUGUGAUCCUGGUGCUUGUUUUGAUUAGAGAACGACAAAUCCCAUCAAACCCGGAAAGUGUGAUACCAGUGUGCAACAACGACGACGACGAGAUGAACCCGCGUGAUAGGAAGAACUUGUGAAUAAAUUUCCGUAAAUAGACAUUCUCAAUUGAAAACUAAAUCAUAGAAAUAAAAACAUUCUUGAAGACAAUUGAACGCUAAAGCAAUGCCAUCGGACACACCGCCUCCGAUGCAUUCGUCCCCCAUCAUGGACAGCUCCGAUCGCCGUCCGGCAUCGGUUCCAUCCAGCACCGCGACCCUAUCCGGUGCCACCGGUUUCAAGCGGGACAAAUCAGAGCCCUUGCUGAAGCCAACGAUGACUCCGAAUCAGCAGUUCUGUCUCCGCUGGAACAACUACCAAACCAAUCUGACCAGCGUGUUCGAUCAGCUGCUUCAAAACGAAUCCUUCGUUGAUGUGACCCUCGCCUGCGAUGGCCAAUCCAUCAAGGCGCACAAGAUGGUUCUAUCCGCCUGCAGUCCCUACUUCCAGACCCUUUUCUUUGAAAACCCGUGUCAACAUCCCAUCAUCAUCAUGCGGGACGUCAAAUGGCCCGAACUGAAGGCCAUCGUCGACUUUAUGUACAAGGGCGAGAUCAACGUCAGCCAGGAUCAAAUCGGACCGCUGCUAAAAAUCGCUGAAAUGUUGAAAAUUCGCGGCCUAGCCGACGUAAAUGGCGAUCAGGAACUGAACCAAGUCGAGCACGCAGAGCCGUCGGUAAAUGCGGCCGAUGAAACGGGCUCGAACAACAGCAGCAGCAGCAGCUUAUUGUCACGAGGAAUCAUCAAAAACGAGGGCCGUCUCAUUUCGAUGGACCCCUCGCUUAAUAACAACAAUAACAACAGCUCACCGGGACACAUGCAAUCGAAGAAACCGCGAACAUCCCGGGAGCGGGAAUCCACCCAAAUCUCCAUUCGCGACUUCCCGCGGGAUCUUUCACGGGAUAUGUCCCGUGAACUGAAUGCUGCUGCUGCAGCGGCAGCGGCUGCAGCCGCAGGCGAGUGGCCUCUCAGCGCCGCCCUCGAAACCGUUCAGGCUUCCACCCCGAAAAACAACCGCAAACGGCGUUGGCCCUCUGGUGAACGAAGCAGCGUGGGCAGCCCAGCGGACAGCACUCCCGAUCAGCUGGAAGCGCCCUCGCCAAUUCCGCCGACUCCGUCCUCGAUAGCGCAACCGUCUUCGACGUCGAACCAGCAGAUGCCGCAGUUCCCCAUCCCACCGGCGCUCAGCGAGCAGAUGGCGGGCCUGUCGUCGCUGUCCGGCCUGUCCGGUGCGGGCGGUAGCGCCGGUGGCAGCAACCACCCGGACGAUAUGGAAAUCAAACCCGGCAUCGCCGAGAUGAUCCGCGAGGAAGAAAGGAAACCUGAAAACCUUUCCAAGUUCGACGAAUGGAUCAAAACACAGGCAAAUUCAAAGUCACAAUGUAGUACGAAUGGGGACGUCGACAACAACAACAGCAUCAUCAUCAGUAACAUGCUUCAGCCCAUCGGCAGCCCGAUGACCACGAUAGCAUGCACCAGCUUAUCACCAAGAACGCCAAUUCAGCACCAGAUGACAAAUUCAACAGCUACAGUGACGCCGACGAUCACCGCAUGGCAACGGCAACAUCGAAGCAACCCGAUACCGCACGGUAGCAGGAGUGGACAGUACAUAGUACAAUAA
Molecule: messenger RNA, 3013 nt
Organism: Ochlerotatus camptorhynchus
Lineage: Eukaryota; Metazoa; Arthropoda; Insecta; Diptera; Culicidae
Product: protein bric-a-brac 1-like
Exons: 3
Coding region: 1520-3013 (497 amino acids)
Biological process (GO): regulation of transcription by RNA polymerase II
Cellular component (GO): nucleus
Molecular function (GO): protein binding
Source: RefSeq, a predicted model, not a curated record